GAGCAACAGAAGGCGUCCCUCCUUGAGGGCUGCUGCUGCCAUUGGCGUCCGUUUGGACCCUUCCAGGCCAAGCUCCGCCUCCAAGAGAAGGUCAGCGAGCGGGAGAAGAGGGCUCUGGUCACUCUUUCCUGUUCUCUGCAGUCGCUUGCUUUCUUGAGCCAUGGAGGAUGGCGACUGGUGGCCCCCGCUGGCAGCAUGGGGAGCCAUGCUCUUGGUCCUCACUUAUCUGGGCUUAGUGCGGCGCGUUACCGGGGCUUCGCGUACUGCUUUCUCCUGCAGGGAGCGUGGCCGGGCCGAGGAAGCUAGGAGGCUGCCUGCUGACGGGUGGAACCCCAGACUCUCUGGUUUCCUGCUUCAGCUUUUUGUGCACUUGGCCAACAGUGCUUUUGGACAACUUUUCUUAGUGCCACUUCUAAUACGGUUGAACAACUUUACUGUCUUGCGCUAUCUUGAUAUUGCUGAAGAUCCCACUUUUAUGCCAGUAGUUGCUGAGGAAGAAAAAAGCGAUAACUCGAAAUCUGGAAAUGUCUCAGAGUGUCUCCCAGAACUGUUGAAGAUAAGUUCACAUUCUGCUGGUCCUUCCUUUAGCUUCAAAGGGAUCCAGGAUUACUUGAAUUGCUACCAAUCUGGAGAAUUAACACCUCUUCAAGUGGCUAAGAAUAUUAUUGCUGCAUUGCAAGAUGAUGAGAAGUCAAGUCUCUCCAUCCGAGCAAUUGUUCAGUGGAACCAGCAGGAGAUAAUCAAGAUGGCUGAGGACUCCACAGCUCGCUAUAAAAGGAAGCAGCCCCUCUCUCUUUUAGAUGGAAUUCCAGUGUGCUUGAAGGAGGAGAUUAAAGUGGUGCCUUAUCACCACCGGAGUGGAACAGAAUACCUGGGCUUGGAGCCGGAGAGUGAAGAUGCCACUGUGACCAUUAAACUGCGGAAGGCUGGUGCCAUUAUCAUUGGUGCCUCAAAUAUGCAUGAGUUGGGUAUUGGGACCACUGGCUGUAACCCCAACAGAUUCCAUGGUACAGCUAGAAACCCCUACAAUCCCCAUCAUUUCACUGGUGGCAGUUCCAGUGGGUCCGCAGCUGCUGUGGCUGCAGGCCUUUGCCCUCUGGCUCUUGGUACAGAUGGAGGUGGCUCUGUCAGGAUCCCUGCUUCUUUCUGCGGCAUUGUGGGACUGAAAGGAACAUUUGGACGAAUCAGUGCGUUUGGCUGUCAUCCUCUCUCGUAUUCUACUGUAAGCCUCGGCCCUCUCUGUGUUUCAGUGGCAGAUGCUGCAAUUGCUUAUGCCAUCUUGGCUGGGCCAGAUCCCUUGUAUCCAUAUGGAUUAUGUCAGCCCAAGCCAUCGCUCUCUGAAGUCAUCACUUCCGAUCUGAAGGGCUUGAAGUUAGGGAUUGACUGGAAUUUAUUUAAGGCUUGUGAUGCUGAAAUCCUAGAUGCCUGCCAAAAAGCUGUGGAGUUCCUCAAAGGCUUUGGUGCCUCCGUGGUUGAUCUGUCCCUGCCAGAGAUGGAGGAGGUGAGAGUGGCCCACGUUAUCUGCAUCCUCAGUGAAAUGAGAGAUUUCCUGCAGCCAGACUUCAACAAUCAUUUUCAACAAAUGAAUUUGGACACUCGUUUAAAUCUUGCAAUUGCUUCUCAGUUCUCAGCUCUGGAUUACAUCAAGGCAAAUCGACAGCGGAGCCGCACCAUAGCCUUCUUGCAGGAGAUGUUUGCAAAUGUGAACUGCCUCCUCACUCCAGGAACUGCUUGUUGUGCUCCAAAAAUUCAGGGCUCUGAUCUCCUGACUGGAUGUAGUGACGUUCAGACAACUAUUCGGACCAUAAGAUACAUGCAGCUGGCCAACCUGACAGGCAUUCCAGCACUAGUGGUACCAGUUGGAUACACUGUUUCAGGGCUUCCCAUUAGCCUUCAGAUCAUGGCAAAGUGGUGGGAUGAAGCUCUACUCUUCCGGAUUGGCCUGAAGCUGGAGCAACUUCGUAACAUAACAGCAAAACCACUCAUUUAUUAUGACAUUCUUGGGUAAUGCAGCUAGCUGUGGGAUUCUAAACUAAAUCAAGACUGAACCAAAUGGUUGUUCUUACAGCCUAAGGCCUGGCUGGCUUUUUCUGAUAAUGGCAUGGCAUGCUCCCUCCCCACAAGUGGAUCGCCAUAAAACUAUGCCUGAUAAUUCUCUCUCUCUCUCUCUCUCUCUCUCUCUAUCUAUAUGUGUGUGUGUGUGUGUGUGUGUGUGUGUGUGUGUGGAAUAAUGACAUAAUAAGGAAGGGGUAACAACUCAUAUUUUGGUUGUGGGUUCAGAUCUUGCAUUGCUCAUACAGUGAAUCUAUACCCACAGGAGAUGCUGACUCUUAGGAAGAGCCAAAUUCUGCAGAGACUUGUACAUAACCCAGAAGUUGUUUUUUCUGCUUCCCAUUUCUCUCUUUCACUCAGCAGAGAUGACAUAAGCUACCCUUGAAUAUUGUCAGCUUUUAAUUAUCUUGCAUAGAAGUAGGGAAGGUAGGGGAUCCUACUUCAAGUGCUGAUACUAAUUUAAAAGAAAAUUCACUUUUGGCAUAUGCCUAAUCUAGCAUACCUUUUUGCAGCCAGUAAUAGCACUUACCGCUGCCCCUCUCUUCCAGCUAGUUCAGCAAAACUGUAAAGUCUUGUGUGAAAGUGAAAAGUGAGUUUACUUUUGAGAGUCAUUGUACCUGUUGCCAGUGUGCCAAAUGUCUGUCCAUAAAAUCUGACAAUACAAGAUAUGUAUGAAGCAGCAUCUCUCCUAUUUCUGUUAACAGGCAAUAUCACUAAGUUACCUGAUCCAGAUCCAGCAGUUGAAAUUAUGUACCUGUAAUUCACAUUCCUUAUAUGACAGAGCCAUAUAAUGUUCUAAAUGAGAUGUAACAAAAGUCUGGCUUAAAAAUAUAUCUGGGAAAACACCAAA
Messenger RNA from Varanus komodoensis (Komodo dragon), 2902 nucleotides. Its product is annotated as fatty acid amide hydrolase-like. The transcript is spliced from 20 exons. Bases 161 to 2008 code for a protein of 615 amino acids. The record is from RefSeq and is a predicted model, not a curated record. Gene Ontology annotation, molecular function: catalytic activity. Lineage: Eukaryota; Metazoa; Chordata; Lepidosauria; Squamata; Varanidae.